UAUUAGACUUGUGUGUGUGUCAGAACACAUGUCCUGUCACAGUUUGCCUUAAGCGUUCAAAGGUCUCUGUCUUGUGCAACUUCACUCUUAGAGAAGAUUAGAGGUAAAGCCACUGGUCGAAACAGGAAAACCACAUUACAUCUGUCUUACAAACAACGAUGGCAUCUACCUUUUUGCCGGCGGUGGGUCGUAUUGCCGUAUGUGGCGGUACCCAUGGCAACGAGCUGUCGGGCGUUUACCUGGUGCAAGAGAUGGAAAGAAUGAGGAAGGAGAAAGGAGACAGCGUGUGGCCCGUCCCUGUGAUCACAGUGCUGUCAAACCCGCAGGCUGUUAAAGAGUGCAAGAGAUACAUAGAGACGGAUUUGAACCGCUGCUUCAGCAGCGCCACUCUGAGCGCCCCUGUAACAGACAGCACCCCGUACGAGGUCCGGCGCGCUCAGGAACUCAACGCUCUGCUGGGGCCGAAGGAAUCUGCGGGGGCAAUAGACCUGAUCUGUGACCUUCAUAACACCACUUCAAACUUGGGCCUGACUCUCAUCCAUUACACAACGGAUGACUGGAUGACCCUGCACAUCUGCAAAUACUUACAGGCAAGAGCAACCAACGCCAACCAAACCCCCACAGGGUAUCCUCUGUACGAAACUACAGUAUAUGUGCCAUUUGUGUUUGUGUGCAUGUGUGUUUUGACGUGUGUUGUCGUGUGCACAUUUAAGAAAAAGAUAACCAGAGUGCCUGUGAGAGUUUUGGUGCUGGAUAUUCCCAUUAGUGCUGCAUAUUCCUUGGAAACUGUGUCCAAGCAUGGCUUUUCGAUAGAGGUUGGGCCGCAGCCUACCGGGGUCAUCAGGGCGGACAUCUAUGAGGUCAUGAAAGAGGCCGUUGACCUCACGAUGGACUGGAUAAAAAUAUUUAACUCAGGAACAGUAUUUGAAGGCGGAGAUAUUGAAGUCUUCAUCCUUCAGAAAAGUAUUGAUUAUCCCAGAGAACCAAGCACCCGGGAGCUCAUCGCUGCCAUUCACCCUCAGCUGCAGGACAGAGACUUUUGCCUCCUAAAGCGAGGCGAUCCCAUGUUUUUAACAUUUUCGGGAGAAACUAUGAAGUAUGAAGAUGACGAAACGCUUCAUCCUUUUUUUAUUAAUGAGUGCGCCUACUAUGAAAAAGGAAUCGCUUUUCACUUGGCAAAAAAGAGGAAGCUUUCGAUUCCAAGGAUGCAAGUGCAAAAAAAAUGAAAGAGCGAAGAAAGAACGUGUAUGAAUCACGGCAAAAGGAUGAAAUUAAAAAUGGAAAUUCUUACAAAAGAUCAGAAAUCAUAAAUCACAAGCACAACAUUUUGAGAAGAAUCACUGUGCUCGCACCACUUUUGGUUGAAACUAACAGUACCAUCCACGCCAUACCAUGAAAGACCUGCCACUUUGGAGAUAUUUUGAGCCAGUUGGUAGUUUUAAUGUUGUGGCUGAUUAAAGUAUUUUAUUAUACUUGCUUCCUGGAACCUCCGCCUAUUUAGCAAUGACCAGUUUUCUUGUUUUGCAAAAAAAUUAUAUUUAUUGUGACCAGCAAUACAUACCUUUGACACGAGUGCUUAUAAAAUGAAUAAAAAUGUGUUGGAAGUGUUUUGGGCACCAUCA
Messenger RNA from Triplophysa dalaica, 1622 nucleotides. Its product is annotated as N-acyl-aromatic-L-amino acid amidohydrolase (carboxylate-forming) B-like. Lineage: Eukaryota; Metazoa; Chordata; Actinopteri; Cypriniformes; Nemacheilidae. The transcript has 6 exons. The record is from RefSeq and is a predicted model, not a curated record. The coding region runs from base 159 to 1226 and encodes 355 amino acids. Gene Ontology annotation, molecular function: hydrolase activity, acting on ester bonds; aminoacylase activity.